Molecule: messenger RNA, 6295 nt
Organism: Petromyzon marinus (sea lamprey)
Lineage: Eukaryota; Metazoa; Chordata; Hyperoartia; Petromyzontiformes; Petromyzontidae
Product: potassium channel subfamily K member 2-like
Biological process (GO): potassium ion transmembrane transport; stabilization of membrane potential
Cellular component (GO): plasma membrane
Molecular function (GO): potassium ion leak channel activity; outward rectifier potassium channel activity
Source: RefSeq, a predicted model, not a curated record
GUAUAGUAAGAAUUAAUAAAUAAUACAAGAAUAAAAUCAAUUCCCCUUCCCUCAAGAGUCAUAUACACUUUGCAGUGAAGCUGACAGCCUCCAUCUGGACAAGCGCAUGUCUGCCUACAACAGGGCUCCGUCAGAUUUAAUCGGGAGCACUUAAACGAAAUCAACAACAGCAACAUUUCACCAGCGACUGUAAUACUUGCAGGAGUUUGUAGCACACGACGGGCUACUUGUUAGUCAUUUUGAAGUGUUGCUUCUCAAGUUUCAAACCGCAUUGCAGCUAGCUUAUGGGGAAGUCUCAUCAUGACCAUUACCAUCUCUCAUGUGUAAAUUCAAUAGGAUGCAGUAGAAGUAGCAACCAGCAGCACCCCUGGGGGACAUUCAACAAAUGGGCCCAACCCGAUUGUUGUUCUGAGUGCGCGUUGUGGUAUAUAUAGGCAGCUCACAGUCUGGCGUGGAUUUAGCUGCAAGGCACUCGGCUAAGAUAGGUGAGAGGACUCGUGCACGGAUGGCUGUAACGCCCGAGUAGAGUCUCAGGUUGAACGGGAGCAAAAGCGUGAACAAGUAUCCGCGUACGCAAGUUAAGUCAACACGGCAGCAAUCAUUGGCCAGCCAACGUUGGCUCACGCAUCGGUGAAGAAUGACAUUAAAAUAGCAGAUUUAUUAGUUAUUUUUCAGUAAUAUACCGUAAAGUGACAACGGAAGAUAACGAUGCCAAACAGUUUCAGAGAGAUAAGAGUGCGCUCAGGCUGUAUAUACAGAACUGAAUUUGUUUUUUCUGUUGGCAAUUUUACGUGGAAUAUAUUAAAUUAGAUCCUUAAAAAUAUAAUGUCGAAGACUAGCUAUAUCCUGCCAAUCAUCUGGGGAUACGGUUGCAUUUAAACGCUACGUAAAUUGUAUUGUACGUAUAAAUGGUUGCCUGCGGCAGAAAUAUCAACAUCAGCUCUUUAUAGUGGGAUUCUAACACAUUUUGAUCUUUUACGAUCAACAUUAACCGCUGUAGCGCAGAAUAUAUUUAUCAAUAUAUCAGGAGAGGCAAUGGGUCGAAGCAAAUUGCAUUACACAUCAUGGGCGAUGAGUCUCAUGAGUCACCCAAGUGUGGGUUUUUUGUAACAGCUGCGAAUUUGGGUAAAAUGGUCAUUCAAUAAAUCCAGAGCCAAAACCACGAAUCCAAUUCUCCGACUGAAAAUUUGCUGUCUUCCUCUCCAUCGAGACCCAUAGACAAUUUCCCGCUGUUUUCGGUCCAACCACAAGACUGGCAUUGCAGAGGAAUUCAAUUUGUGUUUACUGUUUGAAUCAAUAAUUUUUCCAAUCAAGACGAGCCACCUUCCUGUACAAAAAAAAUACUCAUCGAACAAGACCGAAGUCGACGACUUAUAAUAGUGCAGGCAGGCACAGCGACUGGAUCACUGACGCAUGCCGAUGUGGGCAUAGCCGGCAAUAAACAAAAGCUGCCAAAGAUGAAGUGGCAGGCAGUGUUGACCUUGCUGGGCGUUGUGGUGCUAUACCUGUUCGGAGGAGCGCUGGUCUUCAGAGCGCUGGAGAGGCCCUACGAAAUGCAGCAGCGAAACCACCUGGUCAUCGCCAAGGAAUCUUUCCUGGAUACGCACAAGUGCGUGAAGCCUGAAGACAUGCAGAAUCUGCUGAAGUGCCUGAACCUGUGGCAGACGGUGGUGGAGGUGAUGGGAGCUGGCGUUAAUCCAAUCUCCAACAACACCAACAACACCGGAGUCAGCAUAUGGGACAUCGGAGAUGCCAUCUUCUUUGCUGGCACCGUCCUCACCACCAUCGGCUACGGCAGUCCGUCCCCCAGUACGGAGGGCGGCCGCACCUUCUGCACGGUGUAUGCCCUGUUCGGCAUCCCCCUCUUCGGCUUCCUGCUCGCGGGGGUGGGCGACCAGCUCGGCUCGCUCAUCGGACGGGGCAUCGGGCACGUGGAGCGCCUCUUCAUGCGCUGGAACGUGAGCGCGGACCGGAUCCGUGUCAUCUCGGCGCUGCUCUUCAUCCUCGUGGGGCUGAUGCUCUUUGGAGGGGUUCCCAUCGCCGUGUUCAUGCACAUCGAGGAAUGGAGCACGCUGGAAGCCGUCUACUUUGUGGUCGUCACGCUCACCACCAUCGGUUUCGGAGACUUUGUGGCCGGCAGCAAACCGGAUCGAAUCUACUUUGAUGGAUACAAGCCACUCGUGUGGCUGUGGGUGCUGGUGGGCAUGGCGUACUUUGCGGCUCUACUCUGCAUGAUCGGGGACUGGCUGCGUGCCCUCUCAGAGCGCACCCGCAGCAGCAUGGGUGACAUCACCUCCCAGGCCGUGCAGUGGUCUGGCCUCAAGGAGCAGGUCUCCGCCACCGACCUGCUGACCCCCAAGUUGCACAAGGUCGCCGGUGCCCUGCUGCCCCUCGACCUGCUCGAGAAGGGAGGUCCAACGGGCACCGACGGGCCACAGCAGGCUGGCGAUGGCGGUGAAGCCGGCUCGGAUUCCCCCGAAGCCACAGGGCCCAGAAUGCUGGGCAAGGCGCUGGGUCGCAAGUGCAAGGGCGAAGAGGUCAAGCGACCCUGGGUCGGCACAGGGAUUGAGGAGGCUAAUAAGGCAGUCGCGUUGGUUCAGAAGGGAUCCAAGCCAGCUGUUUAGUCGAUAGAGCUGGGGACAUUAAUCGAUUAACUGCAGAUUUUAAUCUACUAGUUAUUUUGUGGACUAUUACUUGGGCCCCUUUUGAAAGCUAAGGACAAUCAAUGCUCAAUUCAAGUUAUUCUAUGCUUCUUUCUAUUUAUCAAAAAACCCCACGACACAAGUUAUGUAAACUUUCCUGAAUACGCAGUUGAUGAUACAGAUGACGUCACCAAAGACCAUCCAUCACAUCUUGUCUAGCGGCAUACAUGGCAAAACAGUUUAGAACUUUCCCCCCAACUAUUUAGGAGUUCUCUGAUUCGUUAAGUGAUCGAAACAAUAAUCGGUUAUCGAUUACAGCACUUAACAAAUCAAAUUUUCCCAGAUAUAGCCCUUUGCCAUUCAACAGUGAAGUUGAGAUUUGUGGUCGCUCAAAUUGCAGCGAUUAUAUGAACCCAGAACUGUUUGCAUUUAAAAGUAGCAAUGAAUUCAUACUUAGUUAUCAGGUUUUUUAUUUUUAUUUGUUAUAAUUCUGGUUUAACAGCAGGGUUUUCACCAACAAGUUAAGGGUCGACAGUCAAAUAUUGUCAGCAUGUAUGCAAAAUGGGGAGGCCUACAUCUAACAGUGCAUUCUCGCAAGCCUAUACAUUUUUAUUUUGCAAUAACUGGACUAUAGAGAAAAAACUGGAGCAAAUGUGAAUGGCCCAACUGCAUGGAGUUUUUACACUGAAAUGGUAUAGACUUUGAUGGGAAAUAUGCUGUAUAAGAAUUGUUUUGCAGUCAAUUGUAGGUUUAACUGGAAAAUGUGUAUAUGUUAAAGGACAUUUUGAAAUAACUGCAUGAUGGAGAGUAAUGGCCCGUACACGAAAUGAUAAGAUUUAAUCAUAAGUGGUUGUAUUGAGCAUAUUAUAUUGGCCUUAUAUGAUACAUUGGCCUUGUUUGUGCCUACCCUGCAUGCACUUUCUUUUUUGGUGAGUUUCUAAUCGUUUACAUAAAGUCUUACAUAUUUUUUCUGUUACAUUGGUCUUUCAUACACAAAAUAGCUAAUUAAAGACACCCAAUACCCUUUAUUUGUACCUAUUUCUAAAAUUUGCAGGGCACUAUAAUCAAUGUUUGACUGAGGCCCUAACUCUAACCUUACACAAAUGAGGGGCCCACAAUGAUGGAGUAAGGGGCACCGUGUGGCUUUUGCCCCGGGCCUCUAGGGACAUUUGGGACGUGCCGAGAAUAUACGUAUGCUGUACUGCACUCGUGUUUUAUUUGAAAGAAUGUAGACUUUGCAACGGUUAGCUUUUUUUCUUCUUUCUUUUAUUAAAGUACUAUCCAUGAACAAUUGUACAAAUGUUGAUUAAAUCGUUUUAAAAUGGUGACAGCAUACCAAUCACUUCAAUUUAAGUAAUUCUACGAAAAAUGAGCUACUUGUCCUACAUGCACAUACAACGUACAUCUAAUAUUCCCUCACUUCAUCUCCAUUGAUAUCAACUAUCCUUGCCGUUAUGAAUUGGUUUUAAAAUGGUGACAGCACACCAAUCAUUUCAAUUGAAGUAAUUCUACGAAAGAUGAGCUACUUGUCCUACAUGCACAUACAACGUACAUAUAAUAUUCCCUCACUUCAUCUCCAUCGAUAUCAACUAUCCUUGCCGUUAUGAAUUGGUUUUAAAAUGGUGACAGCACAGCAAUCAUUGCAAUUGAAGUAAUUCUACGAAAGAUGAGCUACUUGUCUUACAUGCACAUACAAUGUACAUCUAAUAUUCCCUCACUUCAUAUCCAUUGACAUCAACUAUCCUUGCCGUUAUGUUUCUGCCUAUUCUAGUGGGUAUCCGAUGCCCGUGGUGGACAAUAUGGAAUAAGCAGCACUUCCCAUACACUAUCAAGUGAAAGAUAACCUAGUACAUUUGACGUAAUAUAAACACAUACAAAUGCAUAUUUUCACGUGUAUCCUUAGUAGCAGUGGUAUGUGAAUUGCAGUGAAAAGUAAGAUUGCAGUUGAAAUAUGCUUGUGCCUUUACCGUUAAUUAUAUUCUGUGAGAUAAUUUUAUUGUAAAUACAGUACGACUGUUGAAUGAAAUGUGUUUGCGAUGCCAUACUGACAAGUGCAUGCAUUAAAUGGUUAUGCAUGCACUUCCCAAUUAGCUUGGACAAAUUAUUUAAUUGCCGAAAUGAAUUCACUUACAAAUACGCGUGUGGCUUGUUCUGCUAAUACUCCAGCACACGAUGUCAGCCAUAAUUAUCAAAAAAAUUACGCGUUAAUUUACUGACAUACUUACAGCUGCAGAUGUCAUGCACUAUAUUGGAAGAAUGAUGACUUCUCACAAAAUGGUACUCGUUUUAUCGACCCCAGGAGGAGGAUGACUUACAAUAGGAAUAUUGCAAAUCCCAAUUUGGGGUGGUUAUUCUCAUUCCAUCAUGAGAAUAUUAGAUUUCUACCACUUGCCAAGGGCUGCCAUUGCUUGAGUAGUAAGCAAAUAUUAAUGCAGUAUUUGAAAUGGAUUGCAUAAUACUCAUCAGCUAUUGUUUGUUAUGGAGGGUUCCCCAAACAGUCUCAAUCCCUCAUGGUCCAGUGAUGCCACAAUCCAUUUAAUUCCUGCACCAUGAGCUGAUCUCAUCAACCCAGAUAUAUGCGGUAGAACAUUGUUAAACAUCAGCUGCAUUUGAACAAUAAACUCCUUGUUUCAAUGGGUUAUUGCCUGGCCAUAAUGCAACAGGAAUAUAUCCCAUAACGUUACUGCAGCGCUGCCUAAGGUUGCACUUUGGGUAUGUUUGAAAUAACCGUUUUUAUAACGUUUCACCAUAUACUGUAUAUCAGGAUGGAUUUUACAACGUUGUAGCAACGUUGCAUGUACGUUAUAUGAUAUAUUAUAUAGAGCUCCUAGAAAAAAAAGCUAAAUUUAAUUCCAAGUUCAAAAGUAUAAGUAGUUAUGUACACAUGUCCAGUAUGUGCUUUUUUCAUCUUCAAAACAUGAAUUAACUGCAUAAAUUCGAACUGGAUGCACGUAUUACAUAUUUACUUCCACUUCUCGUUAUACACGAAUGUAUGCGAGCGUAGACAUUCUUAUUGGUGGUUGAUGUGAAAUUAUCGCUUCAUUGAAGUUAACAAGUGGCCAGGGUUACGACUGCAACCUGUUGCUGGGGAGAGCAGACACCACAGUUACUGCUAUUCAAGUGCCAGACGCGAGUCCUGCAGUUAAAUGUCUAUGCAAUUAGUAGCAUAAAUAAGUUCUACUGUAUUUCUUAUUUUUUUAAAUACUGUAUUAGAAUGGUAACACAUUUGUAUGUGGAUCACGUUCGAAAUUAAUGUCGGGACAACUGGUGGUAACUUUGGGCUGCUAUUAAGGAACUUAAUUGGCUAAAAUGCAUUACUCCAACGUGCACUCACGUAACAUUGACAUACAAAUGCAUUUAUUCAAUUACUUACGUGUCUUGUGUAUCUGCGUGAAAGUCACGUGUAAAAGCAUUCGGUAAAUGAAUUGAUCCAUAUAUUUAGCGCAAUAUCGUGAUCCGUUAAUUUACCAUAAGAUUGUCCAUCUGCAAUCGUAAAUAUGGUUGUUCGAGAACGUUUGAAAUGCGAUAUCUAAAAUAUAGCAGUCCUUAAAAACAAGUUCAUGCGUUUUAGAUGUUUUUUUUGUAAGUAAAAGUUUGUUCAAAAUAACCAGUGGUUUAAACAAUAUGUUGAAGUAAAUUAUUGUGCCAAUUAA